AUGUCCUGCCCCGACUGCUUCCGCGGCGCGGUGCACACGCACGCCACCCCAACAGGCACGAUCGAAACCGUGCACGGCAUCAAAACGUACGUCGCCGGCGGCAGCGAUUCGACGCGCUCGCAGUCGACCAUCAUCUACUUUCCCGACGCCUUCGCGAUGAACGUGCCCAACAACAUGAUCCUCGCAGACAAGUACGCAGCCGCGACGGGCUGCCGCGUGCUCUUCCCGGACGUGGUCUUCAACGGUGGCCUGCCCGAGUACGUCAUGAAGGGCGUGGAGUACCUCACCACCCACCCCACGACCGUCACUUCGGUGCUGGGCAAGGCGUACACGCUCGUGACGGUACUGCCGCACCUCAUUCCCUUCGUGAUCUGGGGCCAUCCGCGGAACAACUACACGGCCAUGCUGAAGUUUGCGCGCGACGUGCGCGCCGAGCUGCCCGAGGGGGGCAAGCUCGGCGUGUGUGGCUUCUGCUGGGGCGCGUGGCCGAGCACCAAGCUGUGCGCGGAGAGUGUGGAUGGCGCGCCGGGGAGUGCACGGCUGAUCGACGCCCAGUUCAACGGCCAUCCGUCGUAUAUCGUGAAGGAACCGACGCUCGUGGCGGACUGCAUUCGAAAGUAUAAGACGCCGUACGCGAGCGCCGUGGCGGAGCUGGAUUUCCAGUUCAACGCCGAGGUGGCAGCCCAGGCGGAGGCCCAGCUGCGCGACAGCGUGGCGAGCAAGGGCGAUGGCGAGAACGGGUACGUCUUCGAGUUCCGCGUGUACAAGGGCGCCAGCCACGGGUUUUGCGUCAAGGCCAAGCAGGAUAAUAUGCAAAAUUAUCAUGACGCCGUGGCGCACGCCGUGACCUGGUUCAAGAGCUAUCUCAAUUGA
Molecule: messenger RNA, 873 nt
Organism: Cladophialophora carrionii CBS 160.54
Lineage: Eukaryota; Fungi; Ascomycota; Eurotiomycetes; Chaetothyriales; Herpotrichiellaceae
Exons: 1
Coding region: 1-873 (290 amino acids)
Molecular function (GO): hydrolase activity
Source: RefSeq, a predicted model, not a curated record